AUGCACAAAAUGACAAUUGAUGUGUCUAGCCCAGCGGCCUAUUCACCAGCUGAAACAGCAGAGCUCAUCUGCAGGGCUGGUGUAAAAAAGGGAAGAUCGAGACCUGACAAAGUCUUUUUAUCUGGAAUUUCUGGAGGAUGUAUUCUUUCUUUCGGAUGUGCUGUUUCAUUGACCGUUUUGACGGCGCCGUGGUACCAGGAGAAUGCACCGGGCUUGAUCAAGAUUAUUGGAGCCAUGGUGUUUCCGUUGGGUUUGGUGACGGUCAUAUUGACGGGUGCUGAUCUAUUUACUUCGACAAAUUUGUUCACCUUUGUUGCUGUCCUCAAUGGAAGAUUAUCAGUGUGGAGGAUGUUGUUGCACUGGUUCCUAUGCUUCUUUGGAAACCUCAGUGGUUGUCUCUUUGUCAUGGCAAUCAUUGUUGGCUAUGGAGGCAUCUUGGAUGGAGAAGCAUACAGAGAAGAAAUCAUCGCCUAUACAACAAAAAAACAAAUCACCCCCGAAGCCCACCAAAUCUUCAUCCGAGCCAUUGGAUGUAACUGGCUCGUUUGUCUAGCUUGUUUCCUCGGCGUACAAGCUAAAGACCUAACAUCAAAAGUCAUUGGCAUGUGGAUUCCCGUCUUUGCCUUUGUUGCUCUUGGUUUCGACCACGUCGUUGCAAACAUGUUCUUCAUACCACUGGGUAUCUGGAUGGGCACACCUGGUUUGACCAUCGGCCUGUAUAUCUGGAAGGGCAUGAUUCCUGCUUUGUUUGGUAACAUUCUUGGCGGUAGUUUGUGCUGCGGUGUGUAUUUCUGGUGGAUGUACUUGGCGGAUGUAGAUGAUGAGCAUGAGCCUCAAGACAAGGGUAUUCUUUCCCACCCUGGGCAUGACAUUCCAUCAGAUGAAGAGAGUCAGAUGGAGUCACGGUAG
Molecule: messenger RNA, 909 nt
Organism: Fusarium graminearum PH-1
Lineage: Eukaryota; Fungi; Ascomycota; Sordariomycetes; Hypocreales; Nectriaceae
Exons: 4
Coding region: 1-909 (302 amino acids)
Biological process (GO): transmembrane transport; nitrite transport
Cellular component (GO): membrane
Molecular function (GO): high-affinity secondary active nitrite transmembrane transporter activity
Source: RefSeq, a predicted model, not a curated record